UCCCACCGCUGCAGCAGCAACACGGACAGACACCGUCGCGACGACGAGCACGCGCGGUCGAUGCAGUGCGUUUUUGUCGCUCGAACCGAUUCAUCCGAAUACGUCUAACGGACAUUAUAUUAAAAUAUUAUUACGUUUGUGUUAUGUUUCGCGUACUCGUCGUCGUCGCGGUGAUCGCGGCCACGUCGGUCAUUUAUGCAGGUGGUGUAACGCGUAGGACGGUCAGGAGGCAGCGACAGUACUUGGACAACGGCGGAUACGAUCGCGACGCGGCCACAAGUAGUAACGUUUGUCCAGAAAGAAACGGACGGUACCCGUUGGGCAAUCAGUGCGACAAAUAUUUACAAUGCGAGAAUGGCGUACCCGCAGAAAAGCUAUGUCCCGACGGACUGUUCUUUAACUCUAAGUCAUCGAUAUUCUCUUACCCGUGUCAAUAUCCACCAGAAGUAGAUUGUGAGGGAAGAACCCAAUUGCAACCCCCGCAAUCCACCAGCGACUGUCCAAGACAGUUCGGUUACUUUCGGCUGGGCGACGAGACAAAAUGUGGUCAAUUUCUUAAUUGCGUAAACGGCAUAGGAUAUAAAUUUGAUUGUCCUGAAGGAUUGGCAUUCAAUGAGUUGACGUUUAGAUGUGACUGGCCGGAUCAGGUAGACACGUGUGACGCAGAAGCAUUUCUUGGAUUCAGAUGCCCACCUGAAGAGAACCCGCUGGAAGGUCACAAGCUCCAUCCUAACUCUAUGGAUUGUCAAAAAUUUUACCUUUGCGUUAGCGGUAGGCCUAGGCUAUACAAUUGUGGAACAGGACUAGGGUUCAAUGAACUUAUUGGUGCUUGCGACAUCAGGGAAAACGUAACUUCGUGUUACUCCAGAACACCAGAUAAUUUUGUUCGACUAGGAUGAUAUUUAAAAAGCGUAUGGACAACUAUUAUAAUAUGAAUAUCAAUGGAAGUUACCUUUUAUUUCGACUUGCUCCUGUCGGAUGAACACACACAUGAAACUAUAACGGAAGUGUAAUAAGCUGUAAUGUGACUAUAAUACUUUAUUUUAUUUUACCCUUGUUAUAAUAAAUUAAGUUUUAACCAUCAUAUGUGCCAAUAAACAAUUUCGUUAAAAUCUAAAUUGUAUCUAGUUUACGAUUCCUUUAAAAAUUACCAAUUCUUCAUGUUAUUACAAGUUUAAUAUAAAAAAUAUAUAUAUAUAUAAAUAGUAUUGUUUGUUGUUAUAUUUAAUAUUAAACUUUUUUUUUUUAUGUCAAUAAUAUUGAAUAUGUAUUAUUAUUAUUAUAUAAUUAAUGUAAUGUAAACCAAGUCGAUUUACUUGAAUGUGUAAUAUUAUAUAUUUGAUAUGUGUGGUAACAAUAAAAUGGUUGGUACCAAUGACAUAUUUUAUUUCAUGUGUUAUUUUAAUGAAAUUCUUAAAAAUAUUAAGAUAAUGACACAUGAGCUACAAUACUCAUACCUACAAAUUUGAUGAUAUUAUGUAAAUAUCUUAUUUUAUAAGACUCUAUGUAAUUUAAUAAAAUAGUAUGCUUUAUUAUUUUAUAUCGUCAAUUAUGUUUUAAGACUUAAUUAUAGGUUAUAGAAUACAUUUUGUGCCAUAUAUCACCUUAAUUCUCAGGUGGUCACCCAUCCAAAAACAAACAACCUAAGUAGCAGCUUAACGAUAUACCAGCUAUAGUGUCUAGAAUGUUCACUCCGACACUUCAUACAAAAAUAACACGAACUUUGAGUUAACGAUUUUAACGACGGUACCUACAACAAUCAAACUUUACUAAUUUGAACAAAGGGUUGCAAUAUACCUCUCCACUCACCAGUGAGCUACGUGCACGCAUUAUCGGGUUAGACUAACCUUACUUUUGAAUAAGGGUUGCAAAAUUAUCGCAGUAACUUGUAUUUAUAUUUUAUAUUAAUUAAUAAUGUACCUAUUAGUUUUGUAUUUUAUUAAUUUAGAAAAGUUUUAUAACAACUGUAGCGUCAGUUUUUAUUUUUGUAUAAAAUUAUUUAUAAAUAUUAUACCUAUUAAUUAAUGAUAUUGUAUUGAUUUUAUUUAAGUAAUUUAUACAACAACGUAUUACUUUUAAACUAAACUAAUAAAAUAACUAUGUACAAUU
Molecule: messenger RNA, 2109 nt
Organism: Rhopalosiphum padi (bird cherry-oat aphid)
Lineage: Eukaryota; Metazoa; Arthropoda; Insecta; Hemiptera; Aphididae
Product: protein obstructor-E-like
Exons: 7
Coding region: 144-899 (251 amino acids)
Cellular component (GO): extracellular region
Molecular function (GO): chitin binding
Source: RefSeq, a predicted model, not a curated record